GGCAAUGCAUUGAACGGCGAAAAUAUUUCAGUGUUUAGUUUCUAAAGGCUGUCGCUGGCGUGCAAUGGUGUCAUCAUGGACUUAGUAACAUAUACACGUUAUGAAGAGUGUUAACAACAUAAAAGAGUGCAAUGUUUACUUGUGUGUUUGCUCUCCUACAGUUGGUCAAAUGAUGUAGAGAGAGUGAAUGGAAAGCUGGAAGAUAAUCAGUUUUCGAGCAGUCCCGAUUUGACAAGAGAGUCCAAUGUAGGGAAAUAACAGCUAUUGGUUUUGUGUUCUCCGUCUGUCUGUGUGAAAACGCUUUGGAAUAUCGAGUUUCACUUUAGCCAUUAUGGUGCUCGAAAUCUCUGCAACAGCAACUUUUGGUCGUUUAAAGAUGUGGCCAAUCAGCAGUUUCAAAAAGAAGGCGUUGGCUGCGCUUUUGGUCAUCUCCCUUGCUGCCAGUGCUUUGCUCCUCCUUGCCCUUCAGAGCUACAUGAGUUGGCAAAAGAAUGCAGAAGACAGUAUUUAUGCCAUGUCUUGGGAAGGUUUCGGCCCUGAAAGAGGGUUGUAUAACUUCACAGUGGUUACAGCUAUGCUGGACAUUGGUCGAGGCAACUGGUCAGAGCAAUCCAGACCGUACAACACCUACCUCCUGUAUAUGCAGAGGAUGCUGAGACUGGACGUCAACAUGGUGGUAUUUGUGGAGCCCAAGGGCAAACCUUUCAUUGAAUGGAUGAGAAGGGGCAGGGAGAAGAGGACACAUAUUGCGGUCACUACUCUCAAAGAUCUACCAUAUUACAGAUAUAAAGACAGAAUGGCAGAGAUCAUGAACAGUCCGGAAUACAAGAAAAACAACGAACUCGUGGCCAAGAAGCUUUGUGAGUCUUACGUUCCGGAAUACGACAUUCUCCAGUUGUCUAAGCUGUAUCUCAUCAACAGAACCAUUACUGAAAAUCCAUUCCAAACAAAUUUCUUUAUCUGGUUAGACGGAGGCUAUGGCCAUGGAGAGGACAUCUAUCCAAAAAACAGACUCUGGUUUCCUAAAAAUCUAUUUGAAUUCGCGGAUCGGGCAACAUUUUUGGAGAGAACCCCUGGUGUGAAGAACCUUGAAGAGAAGCAAAACAUUCUUCACAAACUUAGUGUCAAUGCCAUGCCUGGUGGUUUCUUUGCAGGUGGCAGCAAGAUUUUGUCAGCUCUCUAUGCCUUGCAAGUGCAACUAGUUGAAGAGUGGAUGAGCUCUGGAAUAGUGGACGAUGACCAGACGGCCUAUAUGUUACUGUAUUACAAGAACCCAUCCAUGUUUCGUCUAGUGCCUGCGGACUGGUUUGACGUUUUCAAAUUGUUUAAUAGUGAAACAUCCUGAUGGUAAAAACGUGGGUAUGUUAACGAGCUGUACAGAAACGGCUUCCAUUCGAACGAAGAGUUUUUACAGAGACGUCUCAAAAAAACAAGAUACUUGCACAGAGACGUCUGCGCUAUAACAAGAGGCGUUUUAAAGACGUCUGUAAUAGAGCAAGAUGCAUUCUUAUAGAAUUCUGUGAUAUAACAAGAUGUAUUAACAAAGACAUCUGCGAUAUAACUAGAGGUAUUCCUAGAGACGUCUGAAAUAUAAAAAGAUGUUUGUAUUAUGUAUGUUAUAGAACAUAUAUAACAAGGCUUGUAAGUUUGAGACGUUUCGUCCUAGCUCAAACCUCGUGUAACACGGAAAGGGGGGAUAACAGCGAGCACGGUUCGAACCCGGUACCAUCGUGACGAUGGUCUGUAACAUAUAUACUACCUACCUCAAGACCUGUCAGCCAUCACAAUAACCUACAGGCGGUCAUAGAUUGACUUUAAAGAUGCUGAUCAUGAAGAGAAAUUAACCCCUUAAUGCAGCCCUAAAACUAUAGACUUUAAGAGCGAGUCUUAAAAGCAUAUGAAAUUCGAAGCGUAAUGCCAGACAUACACAUAAUGUGAAAUCGGGAAAAGGAAUGUCAGACAAGUUCUGGAUUACGGCACUAUGACAUUAUACAAGCCCAAAAGCAUAUUUCUUAUUCCAUAUGGUAGGACACAUUUGUACAAGAUCUCCUUCGUACCUAGUGACAUUAAAGCAUGGAAAUGGUUGCCUGAGUCAGACACGAAAACCAAAUACUUAGUAUAGUUUAAUUCACUUAUUAAAAUGCAUGAUUAUAUUGAGACAUGCAUACGCAUAGGACAUAAUUAUCUUUUCUUCUGAAAUAGCUUCUGUAAUUUAUAAACUAAGGUAAGGCUUGUACUCUCUAUCCUCCAUUACUUUAGUUGAACGUACAAAAUAUCCACUAUUUGUAUACUCUAUCCUCCAUUACUUUAGUUGAAUGUACAAAUAUCCACUAUUUGUAUACUCUAUCCUUCAUUACUUUAGUUGAACGUACAAAAUAUCAACUAUUUGUAUACUCUAUACUCCAUUACUUUAGUUGAACGUACAAAAUAUCAACUAUUUGUAUACUCUAUCCUCCAUUACUUUAGUUGAACGUACAAAAUAUCAACUAUUUGUAUACUCUAUCCUCCAUUACUUUAGUUGAAUGUACAAAUAUCCACUAUUUGUAUACUCUAUCCUCCAUUACUUUAGUUGAAUGUACAAAUAUCCACUAUUUGUAUACUCUAUCCUCCAUUACUUUAGUUGAAUGUACAAAUAUCAACUAUUUGUAUACUCUAUCCUCCAUUACUUUAGUUGAACGUACAAAUAUCUCCACUAUUUCCUGAACUGUUUCAUCUUAAAAAGGUCUCCACUUUCCGUCCAGAAUGUUAUUGUGAUCAAUUGUGUGCCAAGAAAUGUUUCAUAGAGAUCGAAUAUCAGCAACUGAUGGGGUCUUAGAGUUCUGAUUAGAAAAAAAAAUAUAAGCACGAAUGGGGUCAUAUAGUUUCAUUAAGAUUUAAGAUAGUUUCUAAGCACUGAUGGGGGUCAUACAGUUCCGUUAAGAUAGUAUCUAAGCACUAAUAGAGUCAUAUAGUUCUUUAAGAUAGUAUCUAAGCACCGAUAGGUUCAUAUGGUUCCGUUUAUAUAGGUGGGGUCAUAUGGGAUCAUUUAGUUUUGUUAAGAUAGUAUCUAAGUAUUGAUGGGUCCAUAUACUUCCUUUAAGAUAGUAUGGUUCUAAAGCAUCUACUGGAAGAAGUCGAUACACGUCUUGACCCGCAAUGGUUUGCUUAUAAACCGUCAAGAAGUACAGAAGAUGCAAUACUAUUCAUGCUGAAUCGUCUAUAUACUAUCAUCUUGAUGCUCAGAGACACUACGCCAGAGUAUUAUUAUUCGUUGACUUUCAUCCGCAGUCAACACCAUCCAACCACAUCGCAUAAUAUAAAAACUAUCUGACUUGAACGUUAGCGAAAACAUACAAGCUUGGAUUUUAAACUUUCUUGUCAAACACCCACAAUAUGUAAAAUUGAACGGGCAUGUGUCAGGCACGAGAGAGCUUAGCACUGGAGCGCCGCAGAGGUGCGUCCUGUCACCAGUAUUGUAUACCAUCUACACCAAUGACAUUCAGACUUUUAGAACCAAUCAGCUGACACUCACAUCAUAAAAAUUGCUGUCGACACAGCAAUCAUCGGCCUUAUUGCAGGUGAUCAAAUUCUAUACCAUUUAACAAUUAAUACAUUGUACCAAUGGUUUAUAGACAAUUUUCUAAUUUAAAUUUUCAGAAAACUAAAGAAAUGAUAAUAGAGUUUAGGAAACAUAAAGGCCAUCUUGCAGAAAAUCAUAUAAACAAUAAAACUGUAGACCAAGUGCAAGAAUAUAAAUACCUAGGUAGGCUGCAACCAUGAACAACAAACUAAAAUGUAGUGAACACUGUCAAAAACUUUACACCAAUAUUCAUCAACCACUAUUCUAUUUUAGAAAGCUAAGAAAAUUUAAAAUCGACAAAACAAUAAUUAAACUUUUCUACACAGCAACCAACAGCAGUCUAAUUAACUUUGGCGUCACCUGCUGGUAUGGUAAUACUUCACUGGCACAAAGACAUAGAUUAAAUAGACGAACUAAAAAGCAUCGUAUAUCACUCAAGUACAGCUACCAUCUCUUCAAGAUGCCAAGAAAGAUGCCUUUCCAAAACACACACGAUUCUUAAAGACAACCUGCACCCAUCAAACCACUGUUACAUCAGAUCUGAUUGAAGUGGGCGUCUCCAUUUCAUUAGGACUAAAACAGAAAGAUUGUAAAACUCCUUUAUCACAUUUUCGGUCAGAGUGUUACAAGAUCAGCUGUCGUCAUCGAACAGUACAAAGAAGUCUAAUUCAUAAAGCGCUGGUUGUGAGUGUGUAUGUGUUUCGUGUGUCAAUGUUGUUCGCAUUCGCAUUUAUAUUAUAUAAUAUAUUUAUUACAGUAGUUAGGGGGCGUGGUGGCUGAGUGGUUAAACGCUCGGCUUCUGAACCUGAGGUCCUGUGUUCGAAUCUCGGUGAGCACAGAAACGAAUAAUCUUUACAUUAUCGCAAGGUCUGAAAGAAAGAGCAACAGCUUGCUUUUCUAUCAAGUGUUUCCGUAAGAAAACUAUAUUCUUUUUUUUUAAGUUUUAAAUGACAGAAUAUAUCAGCAACAGGGGGAAAAUUAUUUUAUAGAUUUGUUACGUUUAUGACAGUUUAGGUAAUUUGUAGAAAUAUAAAUAAAAGGUCUGUGUGGUAAAUGGUUGAACAGGUUAGAAUAUCUAUAAAUACAAAAUACAUUACAUCAUUUUUAAAACAUCUGUUGUCCUCUUAAUGAUGUAAAUGUAGAAUACAAUCUUCUUCUUCAUCUUCAUCGUUCUCAUUGUUAUGUUGGAGUGUUCAUAUGACUAGACCAAUACAUGAGAUGAACUGCGCAGUGGUUUCCAAAUCAGGGAGCUCUCCAUAUAGUUUUACAAUCAAAACAUAAUAAUUUGGUUUACAUUGUAAUGAUACUCAAAUGUUACUGUUGGACACUAUCAUUAUAAAGAUUCUUUGACUGUCAGGAUAUUUAAAAAAAACCUGAGCUAUUUGGUUAUUGAGGCUUUCCCUAUAAAGAUGCGAUGACAUGAACAUCAUUAUCAUAAGGCAUCAGAAGACAAUUAUAUGACCCUAUUAGUGCUUAGAUACUAGAUAAGAUACGAUCAGAUAAUUUUUAAUUGGUCCAAACAAAUGGACAUUUAGUUUGACUACAAUUGAUCACCUCAGCGUAACUACUGUAGAAAGUAAAGUUUCCUUUUCAGAACUUACGAUCCAUGGGCAGAUAAUGUUAUGGUCGUCUGUUUCUAUGGCCAACGGUUAACGUGCAGGGUGUCAUGUGGCCAGCACAACGACCAACCGCUUUUACUUUCCCCAACUCAAGUCAGGUACCCAUUAGAGUUGGGUGGACUCAAUACCCAUUGAAGCUGUGUUGACUCAGAGGCAUCCUAAAGAUCCCGAAAUAUAAAAUCCCAGUAUUCACCAGGACCCUCGGUUUGGAAGCCAAGACCUUUACCACUCAGCCACCGCGCCUUCAAGCUGUUGCUUUAAUAAGACACUUAAAGUUCAAUCGAAAUUAAUUUUGUUUUGUUGAUGUUUUGAUACAACUUACUAAAAAAAUGUUUAAAAAAUAUUAAACAGUGUUUUUUUUU
Biomphalaria glabrata is the source of this 5540-nucleotide messenger RNA. RefSeq names its product protein HtrL-like. The transcript is spliced from 7 exons. The record is from RefSeq and is a predicted model, not a curated record. NCBI's taxonomy places the organism in Eukaryota, Metazoa, Mollusca, Gastropoda, Planorbidae. Bases 332 to 1345 code for a protein of 337 amino acids.